AUGAAUAUAAUUACGUUAUUAUAAAAAUAAGAGAGAACAAAGAGAGAUGUACAAUAAUUGAUAGAAUGUUUAGGAUAGGUAAAGUUUUUAAAUGAAUUAAAAAAUGGUCAAAAAUUAUACUAGGCAACUUUAAGAGGAUUUGCAGAGAAAGCAUCACUUAUUCGAUAUGAAAAAGGUAAGUUUUUGAUUGAUUAAUGAAGAAUAGGGCACAUAAUUUGGAGGGAUGGGAUUAAAUAGGAGAAAUUAUUUAUAAUAUUAAAUGGGAGAGUUUAAGAGUACGUGUAGUUAGAUGAUGAAGAAGUGAAUAAAAAGAGAAAUAAUCUAAUAGAAAGAUAUCCAGAAUGCUAGAAUUUAUUUAUGAAUAAGCCAGGAAGAAGAAUAGUAUAUGAAUACGAAAGUGAAACAAGUGAUUUGAUAAAAGCUUCAAUAAAUGAUAAUAUGAGAAGAAGAAGAAGCCUUGUUUUUGAAAUUCCUUGUAUGAUAGAUGUACCUCUGAUAAGGAGUUCUUCUGUAAUGUAGAAGAAUGUAUAGCCAUUUUAAAAGAUAACUGUUAAUGAAGUAUGUUAGAUUGUAUAAUAUAUACCAGGCUCCAUUAUCUUAUAUGAUCAUAUUGAGUAAGGAAGUGAAAGAAUGUUUAAGAGAUGUGAAGUUGAUAAAUGAUUACCAUUUGUAAUACUUCAUUUAAGAAUUCGUUUUGGCUGUUAGAUAAGGCAGAAUCUUUUAAAAUGGGGAUUUGUUGAACUCUGAUAUUUAGAGAAAGAAGUUUGAUAAUACACUGUUAUGUGUAGAGGACACAAUAAUAAUGUAAAUUGGAUUAGAAGAUUAUCAUAAUAUUGAGAUUCAUUUGAAUUUAAGGAAAUAAUAGAAAAUUUGGGAUAUUAUUUAUAAUGGUUUGUUUGGAAAGAGUAAAGUGAAUUAAGAAGAAGCUAAUCAAAUCAUGAAAGUAUUAAUUAAUAAAUAUACAACCAAAAAGUACACUUAAUAUAAUGUGGUAUAUGUUUAGGGAGAAGUUUAAAAAUUAAUAUAUAUUGUUAAGGAAGGAGAAUUUUAAUUAUCGUUUGAUAAUCAUACUUAAGAGAAUGUUUUAUAAUCGACAACAGUUAUUGCCAAGGUGAGUUAAGGAUGUUUGUUAGGUGAAGAGUCUUAUACAUCUAAUAGGCAUAUCUUUAAAUGUAUAAGCAUAUCAUCUAAAAAUAAAAUUAUUGGUUUAAGUAUUCAUGAUUUAGAAGCUCUUGGACAUAGAUUUGUUUGGUUUAGGGAUUUAUUGAAAAACAAAGAGAGAAUCAAGUAAUAAUGGUUGAAGACAAGAAUGAAUGAAAAUGUGCAUUUUAGUUUAAAAUUAAAUGAAAAAUAUCAAACUUUUGAAGAAGAAAAAAAAUUGAUUAGCGAAUUCAUAAUGCCUGAUCCCGGAGUUUAAAUUACAUAGUUCUAAAGAUUGUAACCAAGAUGUCCUAAAAUGAUAACACCUUCACCAUUAAAACGUCCUAAAUUAAUUAAAGAAAUUAAAACUUAAAAGAAUAUUAAUAAUAGUAGAAGUAAUAGUAAAGGAAGAAAUAAAAAAAUUGAGAAUUUGAAUAUAUUUGGAAAUGAAAUCCUAUGUGAAUUGGGUAUAGGAAAAAUUGCAACUUAAAAUACCAAAAUUAGCAGUUUUGAUCCAGUUGAUCACUCACUUACAUAUAGAGAUACUAGUAGACUUUUACUCAAUAAAAUUCGAAAAACAUCAAAUUACAACUCUUCUCAACCAAUUUCUCAUAGAGAAAAUAGUACUACGACUAAUGAUAUUGAUGUUGUACCAAUGAUAAUGAAUAUGAGCAAGAAUUAACUCCAAUUUCUAAAAACUAUGGUAGGUAAAUUUAACUAUAAGAUUUCUCAUCCUACUGAAUGCUUUAAUUAAUCAAGUACACCUGUUUUAAUCCAAAGUAUCUACCCAAAAAAGAUUGUCAGAAGAACAUGGUAAGGAUAUGAUUGA
Paramecium sonneborni is the source of this 1969-nucleotide messenger RNA. Lineage: Eukaryota; Ciliophora; Oligohymenophorea; Peniculida; Parameciidae. The record is from the annotation of a GenBank genome assembly.